Messenger RNA from Anopheles aquasalis, 987 nucleotides. Its product is annotated as transcription factor rough. Gene Ontology annotation, molecular function: DNA binding; DNA-binding transcription factor activity, RNA polymerase II-specific. The record is from RefSeq and is a predicted model, not a curated record. NCBI's taxonomy places the organism in Eukaryota, Metazoa, Arthropoda, Insecta, Diptera, Culicidae. Gene Ontology annotation, biological process: regulation of DNA-templated transcription.
AUGACAGAUCCGCCAGUCGGGCGGCCACUUUCGCCCCGCAAGUUCUUCGAAAGGCUUUACGGCCAUCUGGAUAAUCGUGAAAAUCGUGUCACAGAUACUCGAGGUGCUGAUGGGACUGACCGCAGUCCAACAGGACACCGGGACGCGACUCCGACAGUGACGGCGAUCCGUUCGCGCGAAUCCAACAGAUCCCAUUCGGCGGAUAGCUCAACGGCCGCCUCGAGUCCAGCAUCGUCCGGUUGUUCUUCGGCCGUGGAUAUCGAAGAAGAUUCUUCGCAAGAUGCACCAAGUGUUUCCCCGAGUUGCUGCGAGCGUGAACAAGUGACGGUGCCAGGAUCACACGGUGCCAGAUUCAGUUCUCAGUGUAAUGUGACUUCUACGACCGGACCAGCACCACAUAGCGGAUACGGUGGGUUUGUGGUGAACGCCACAACGGUCAGUGGUGUUGGAUCACCGGCACCAACGGGGCCAAAUCCAUCCCAUGGUGUGCCAUCACCAGUGUCUUCGUUCUUUGCUGCAACCGGAUCUUACGGAGGCCCUUCGUUUCGUCCAUUCUUUGGCAUCAGCCACGAUGGAUCCCAGCUGCCGGCGGGAUUGUCUGCAUUUCUGGCAAGACGACGGAAAAAGGAAGGAAGGCCAAGGCGCCAACGUACCACGUUUAGCAGUGAGCAAACGCUACGCCUCGAGGUCGAGUUCCACCGGAAUGAGUACAUCUCACGUGGCCGACGGUUCGAGUUGGCUGAGGUGUUGAAGCUUUCUGAGACACAAAUCAAAAUUUGGUUCCAAAAUCGCCGCGCCAAGGACAAACGUAUCGAAAAGGCACACAUCGAUCAACAGUACCGAACAUUUGCCGCCGUCAAUGGGCUACUAACACCGUUCAGUGCACAAUAUCCAGCAGCAACACUGAUAGCCACAACCAAGCAUGAUCUGCACGCCUGUAGAAACGUUACAUUCUACAACGGUGGAAGGAGGUACCUCUUUGCCUAA